Dendroctonus ponderosae (mountain pine beetle) is the source of this 2022-nucleotide messenger RNA. Its product is annotated as protein mahjong-like. Lineage: Eukaryota; Metazoa; Arthropoda; Insecta; Coleoptera; Curculionidae. Gene Ontology annotation, biological process: protein ubiquitination. The coding region runs from base 72 to 1997 and encodes 641 amino acids. Gene Ontology annotation, cellular component: nucleus; Cul4-RING E3 ubiquitin ligase complex. The record is from RefSeq and is a predicted model, not a curated record. Gene Ontology annotation, molecular function: protein binding. The transcript is spliced from 2 exons.
UCUAAUCACUCCUGUGGCUUUUGUAGAUUUCAACUUUGUCGAUACUGCAGCCAGAGCGUGACACUGGCCAAAUGAACGAAGACCAAGAGUGCGCUUCUCGCCAGAUUGUCAGGCAUGUGUGCGUGGCAUAUCGCCGCUACCUGGAGGCUCAUUUGUAUCUGAAGGCAGCAGCGCUCAACCGAGCUCAAUCCCGGCCGAGCGGGGGAGCAGUUCUGCCUCCAUAUAAGCCCUGCAAAUCGUCUCCCGAAGAAAUUCAACAAAAUAUCGAGCUUCUCCUGGAGCGAAUGCCGUUCAGAUGCCAUUGGGCGCCAGUAGAUCAGCUGUUGAAGCUGGGCGAUAUCACUUUGCUGCUCAAGAUCAUCGCGUUCGCCUACGAGUGGAACUACGGCGGCAGAGGGGAAAUUGUGCGAUCGGCCCUUGAAGUUCUAGCCAUUGCGUGUGUGAUGCCCAAAGUGCUGGCAUUGCUGUGCGAAAAGGUCGAUCUGCCGGAAGAGCGACUAACGGUGGGAUUCAGCAUAGUGGUUGGAGCGGCAGAGGGCGACAUCGUUCGCGACUCGGACGUGGAAAAGGCCGCCUUAAGAGUGCUGGUGAAUUCUGUCUGUGCGCCGAUUCAGCGCCUCGGAGGGUCUGCGAUGCGGCUCUCGCAUGGUUCGACAAGCUCCCCGUCCAAGAAAACCAAGUACAAGAGCUCGGAGGAGCUGAUUCAGAAGGUGUGGGACUGCGUGCGCUCGAAUAGCGGCAUCUUGGUCCUGAUCCAGCUGAUGAACUGUAAGACACCGAUUACAGACGCUGAUUCCAUCCGAACGUUGGCUUGCAAAGGCCUGGCCGGGUUGGCCAGAUGCGAAACUGUAAGGCAGAUCGUAUCGAAGCUGCCGCUUUUUACCAGCGGCGAGUUGCAGAACCUGAUGCGCGACCCCAUUUUGCAAGAGAAGCGCCAGGAGCAUGUAGCGUUCCAAAAGUACGCCAUCGAGUUACUGGAAAGACUCUCGGGAAAAACCAAACACGGCGCCAAUGACCUGGAGGUGUCGUUAGCGAACAUUCAUCGUAUCCAUAAGGCCAAUGUGGUGGCGCAGACUAAGAUACAGUUCAACGACCGACAGCUGCUGCAGCUGAUCCACCAGCACUUGGUCACCAAGGGGUUCAUAGACACAGCGUCCAGUCUGGUGAAGGAAGCUGGACUGAGCAACGCGAUAAUGUCGCUGUCGGCGCAACACCCCACCAAGUUCCGGUACACCACCAACUUGACCCCAGUUAGGACUAGAUUGUCAUUCUCGUCGCCCUCAACAGUCCGCGCUUUGUCCGUAUUGCCAAGUGGCAGUGAACCGGCGGCAAACGGAUCCACGCCCACCAUCGGCCCGAUAAAGCUGAUCAAGAAAACCCCCGUGCAUUCGCAGCUCGCCACCACGCCGGUGCAAAAGUUGCGCCUGCAGAAGCAAAUCUACAAUGAGCCUGUGGUGCGCCCGAUUUUGCCGCCGCCUGAAGAGCCGCACGACCCCCCUCGAAUCACCCUCGACUCGAUCAUUACCGAGUAUCUGAUCAAUCAGCAUGCACUGUGCAAAAACCCGAUGGCCACCUGUCCCCAGUUCAAUCUGUUCGCGCCCCACAAGUGUCCAGACCCGAAGCGAAAAUUGGUGCCGAUCAAUUUCGCCAUGCGCCAUGCACGCAGGGAGAUGGGCUACCAGUCGCGGUCCAUGGAUCGGCGGUUCCUGCAUUCCAGGUUCUGCCCGGUGCAGACCAUUCGCUCCAACACGGAGGAAGGGUUCUUCACCUGCGCCAAGUUCCUGCCGGCCAGAAACUCGAUCAUUGUGGGCGACUACAACGGCGACAUUCACAUCUACGACAAGUUCACCGGGAAUGAGGAGCACUCGUUCUCCGCCCAUGACAACUACAUAGUGCACAUGGAGCCCAACCGAACGGGGGAGCUGCUGUUGACCAGCUCGACAUGGGGCGGCCCCAUUUCCGCCCUGUGGGGCCUCAAGGACUUUGACCUGAAGUGAGUAAAACUUCUCAAUUUCUGGAGUU